This is a messenger RNA of Babesia microti strain RI, 858 nucleotides long. Its product is annotated as CWF19-like protein 2 homolog. Lineage: Eukaryota; Apicomplexa; Aconoidasida; Piroplasmida; Babesiidae. Bases 1 to 858 code for a protein of 285 amino acids. The record is from RefSeq and is a predicted model, not a curated record. The transcript is spliced from 3 exons. Gene Ontology annotation, biological process: mRNA splicing, via spliceosome. Gene Ontology annotation, cellular component: post-mRNA release spliceosomal complex.
AUGUCGUGCAACUUGGAAGUUGCUUUGAAAAUAAAGAGUAGAAUUGAGAACAAACCGAUCGAUCAGAUCAAAGCCUUGUAUGAGGAGAAGGUUAGAUCGGACAAAUUCAAAUACCCAGACUCAAAUGUACAUGCGCCUGUUGAGGUGUUUAGGGGUUAUGAAGGACCAGAUUUGUAUAGUUACAAUAAGAGGCCCAAGAAGAAGAAGAAGAUAGAAUUUGACUGUAAAUUUUGCUUGGGAAAACUAGAAUAUAUCGCAAAAUCAACAUUCUCUUCACUAUAUUUCGAAAGCGAGGGAGAUUCCAUAUUGGCCAACCAAUUGUACAUAAUCCCCAAUAAACACAUAUCAAACACGAGACAGGUAGAUAGUGCCACUAGGGAGGAGAUUAGAAACUUCCAAAAGACUCUGAUACAGCUAUUUAGUACUAGGGGAUAUGCUAUUAUAUUUUACGAGAAUGCAUCGGAAAUACCCCCGGAAUAUAUGGCUAAAUAUGGUACACAUGUGAAAGUUGAGUGUUUCCCCAUUCCAUCGAAUCUAAUCCCAUUGGCAAGGACUUGGUUCAUGAAGAGCAUGCAGGACUUAGCAAAAAAUUGGCAAAGCAAAUCGUUCUAUACUGUGGAACCCAAGGCACUUGACAGGACAAUACCCGAGGGGUUCGCAUAUAUUCAUGUGGACUUUAACCUUUUCGGCGGGUUUCUAUAUCAGUGUAAAGAGAAGGUGGAUAGGGAAUUUGUAAACGGAAUAUUUAGGAGCAUAUUUGAGCUAAAUAGAUUUCACAAACCAUAUUUCAACACCAAUUAUGAUAUCGUAGUUGAGAGGUUCAGAAAGGAUUAUCAACCUUUCAAUUGGUGUAAGUGA